Molecule: messenger RNA, 3161 nt
Organism: Anguilla anguilla (European eel)
Lineage: Eukaryota; Metazoa; Chordata; Actinopteri; Anguilliformes; Anguillidae
Product: ubiquitin carboxyl-terminal hydrolase 2-like
Exons: 14
Coding region: 356-2005 (549 amino acids)
Biological process (GO): protein deubiquitination
Cellular component (GO): cytoplasm
Molecular function (GO): cysteine-type deubiquitinase activity
Source: RefSeq, a predicted model, not a curated record
GACGUCAUAGUUAAAGAGCGAGAGAGGCAUAGAGAGAUCCGUUAUUUGGUUACAAACUAGGCUGGAAAGCAAGGAUUUUUGUUGAAAAACAAUUAAAUUAUCAUGAUAACUGUUAUUUUAACAUAGCUAAGUGAAGGUGUUUAUCGGCUUUACCCGCAUACAGUUUGGCAGAAGCUCGAGGAGAGAGGGGGAGCUGGAGAGGGGGGGACUGAGGUUGUGGGUUUCGUGCAGUGAUCUGUCUCAACUCAGGAUGAUGCGGUAUCACACCUUCCUAGCGGUCUGCUUGGACUGAGCGACGCCCUUCACAGCAGUCGAUGCGGCCUGUUGCCGCAUCGCUCGCGGCUGAGAACACAGCAUGUCUCGCGCUUCCUCUACCGCCAAGCGCUACACCGGCUCGUACUCCAGCUCCUCCUACGGUCACUAUGGGUCCUACGGCUCCUCGCUGUCGCCCGCGCUCGACUCCUACAGCCCGAGGGAGCGGCUGCCCUACAAGAGCCCCGCCUCCAGCUACCUGAGCAGCAGCGCAGCCCGCGCCCGCAACUACAGCACGUCCACGGAGCUGGACCGCGGCCGGGCCGCCCCGCGCAGCGACCUGCUGGCCGGCAGGCGCAGCGAGAGCCUGAGCCGCGCCCCGGCGAGGAGCUACGGCUCGGGGCUGAGCGGGGGGGGCACGGGGGGCUACUCCUCGGUGCAGUCCAGCUACCUCUCCUCCUCGCCGAGCUCCUCCAGCGUGGCGCUGAGCCGGCGCCGGUCCGUGAGCCAGACGGACCUGGCGCGGGACCUGUCCUCCCUGACGCUGGGCGAGUCCUCCUACUCCUCCGGGAGCGGCCUGAGGACGGCCCACCGAAGCCGGGCCAGCGACAUCGCCGACUCCUACACCCACAGCCGCUCCACCUACAGCCUCUCCCGCAGCUCCACCCAGGACGGCCUCGCCCCCAGCUGCUCCAGCUCUCCUUCACGGGACUACGCGAGCUCAAAGGGUGGGCAAGGUGCGGUGGGACUGCGGAAUCUGGGGAACACUUGCUUCAUGAACUCAAUCAUUCAGUGUCUGAGUAACACUCGAGACCUGCGAGAUUACUGUCUACAUAACUCCUACCGCAGAGACCUUAAUAACAGCCACAAUACAGCACUCAUGGAAGAGUUUGCCAAGCUCAUCCAGACACUGUGGUCAUCAUCAGGCAGUGAGGCCGUCAGCCCCUCAGAGUUCAAAACCCAGAUUCAGAAGUACGCUCCCAGAUUUGUGGGCUAUAACCAACAGGAUGCUCAGGAGUUUCUGCGUUUCCUACUUGAUGGGCUACACAAUGAUGUGAAUCGGGUCACGGUCAGGCCCCGGGGACACAUGGAAGAUUUUGAUCACUUGCCAGAUGAUGAGAAAGGGAAACGAAUGUGGAAUAAAUAUCUGGAAAGAGAAGACAGCAAAAUCGUUGAUGUGUUUGUUGGCCAGCUAAAGAGCUCGUUGACUUGCAGUGAUUGUGGCUACUGCUCUACAGUAUUUGACCCCUUCUGGGACCUCUCCCUGCCCAUCGCCAAGAAAGGCUAUGGGGAAGUGAGUCUGAUAGACUGUGUGAGACUCUUCACCAAAGAGGACGUGCUGGAUGGGGAUGAGAAACCGACAUGCUACAGAUGUAAAGCCAGAAGAAAAUGCACAAAGAAAUUUACAAUUCAGAAAUUUCCGAAGAUCCUGGUGCUGCAUCUGAAACGCUUCUCUGAGGCUCGGAUCAGAACCAGUAAACUGUCCACCUUUGUCAACUUCCCCAUGAAGGACUUAGACCUCAGAGAGUUUGCAUCUGAAAACAGAAUUAAUGCAGUCUAUACCCUGUAUGCAGUGUCCAAUCACUCAGGUACCACUAUGGGCGGACACUACACAGCGUACUGCCGUAACCCCACCACUGACGAGUGGUACACCUUCAAUGACUCCAGAGUAACGCCAAUGUCCUCCAGCCAAGUCCGCAGCAGUGACGCCUACGUGCUGUUCUACGAGCUGUCCAGCUCCUCCCGAAUCUGAGUCCAAGCAGGGGGGAACAGGGCAGGGGUGGCACAUCACACACAGGGGAGUCAUUUACCAGCCCCCCCCACCCCACCCGAAAAACCAGGAGGAGGACGUUUCAGCAGGAGAAACUGCCCCCCACACAUCUAGCAUGCCGGCAGGUGGCAUGAACAGUAUCCCAGCAUGCCGUUCUCUCUCUCCCUCUCCUCCGAGAGAUCAGAACAGAGGGAGCAAUGAUGUCACCUCCCGCCAGCAAUCCAGCAAACAAAACCCCACCUGAGAUGUCUAUGCACUGCAGCUCAGACUCAUCCCCCUGCUGUUUUCACUCUCCAGAUCACCACAAAAUAAAGACUGCUUUCAUUUUUGAAUUUUGCUUUGGAUUAUCUGGUUAGUUUUUGUAUUUGCAGUUUCCCUCACCCUGGACGCUGGAGGGUUUUUUUUGUGGCGCCCUCUGCUGGGACAUUUGGGUGUGAGAGUAUUCCAGUUUCCUCAAAGCUGCAGGCAUAUAUAUGCACAUAACAACUCCUGACCCAUUUAGUAUUGUUUUUCUUUCACACUCCUGCUUCUCAUCAUUGUCUGUGUCGGUCUGUCUCAGUGUCCAGCGUCUGACUGACUCUCUGCUACCCCCUACUGGGUUUUGCUGUUGAAAGCCUGCACUGCACACACAGGAUGCCUGUAACGUCAGUGUGGCUGCUACUGACAUUUUAAAGUGCUGUGAAUGAACGAACAAUCCAGAAACAGUCUACAGUAUGGAUUCAUCACUGAUUUCAUGCCAUUGAACAACAUGGAAAGAAUGUUUUGAAAACACUAUAUAUGUAUAUUUUUAUAUUAUGAUGCAAUAUAGAGAAUGUACUAUACAGUGGUGCUUAAAAUGACCCAUUACUGUUUUCGGUAAAUUUAACAGGUGAAAGAAAAUACUUAUUUAUGCUUACUGAUGAGAAAUGUGAUGUCACACUUUUUAACAGUGGCACAUAAUACACACACACACACACACACUCAACACACUCAUAUAAAUAAAAACAGAUGCUGUGUAUUUCUGUAUUCCCAUUUUCUGGUAAAUGUUUUUGGGAUGGGAUUGUUCAGAAAUGUCAUUCGUUUUUACUUGAGGGUAUAUCCAAGAUGGUUUCUAUAUCUGCCUUGCACUAAUAAUAUAAUUUGUGUUCUACGAACCGUA